Molecule: messenger RNA, 969 nt
Organism: Oncorhynchus masou masou (cherry salmon)
Lineage: Eukaryota; Metazoa; Chordata; Actinopteri; Salmoniformes; Salmonidae
Product: C-X-C motif chemokine 11-1-like
Exons: 4
Coding region: 185-526 (113 amino acids)
Biological process (GO): defense response; chemotaxis; immune response
Cellular component (GO): extracellular region
Molecular function (GO): chemokine activity
Source: RefSeq, a predicted model, not a curated record
GGAAGAUAAAGGCUGUGUAUAUAAGGUGCCCCUUCUCUCAACUACUCAUAGCACCUCUCUCUCGUCUCAUCUCAUAUAUCUCUUUACACACUCAAAUCUUAUCUCCAGUCCUCCAUCUCUUCACACCAGACAGACUCAUCUCGACCGACAGCUGUACCCGCAGGGAACACCACACCUUGAAAACAUGACCAUGAUCACCAGAAUACUCCUGCUCCUUGCUGUCACCAUCUGUAUCACAGUCGCCCAGCGUUCUGUGAGCCAGCGAUGUUUGUGUCGUAAGGUGCGGAACAGCUUUGGCGCUCCAAACACUGUUGAGGACAUCCAGAUCUAUCCUCCAACUCCCUCCUGUGACAGGCUGGAGUUCAUUGUUAGCCUUAAGAAUGGAGUACAGUACUGCCUGGAUCCCAGUAUGAAGAAAGUGCAGAGACUUCUCACUCGCCUGAUGAAGAAGUCCUCUCCCCCAACUGUCCCCACUCCAAUUGAGGCCAUCUCUAGUGAGAGAAGCAUUGACUCUGCUGAUAUCUGAUUCCCUGUCUCAGACUCCCUCUAUAACUCCAUUUAGCAGGGGUUCCCAAACUCGGUACUGUGGCCCCCACUUGCUGCACGUUUUGACUUUUGCCCGAGCACUCACUACACAGCUGAUUCAAAUAACCAUAAAUAGUCAAGCUUUGAUAAUUUGAUUCAUCUGUGUAGUGCUAGGGCAAAAACAAAAAUGUGCACGGCGGGACAAAUAUGUUGUUAUCCUAUAAGGUCUGACAUCCCAUCACUCUGAAUGUUUAAGGCCAAGUCAAUGUCAAAGCAGUUUAAUGCAGAAGCUUCUUGUUCUAAUUAACUUUAUACUUCUAUUUUGUACUUUUUUUAUAUUUCAAUUUCAUAUGUCUGUGUUGGGAUGUUAUGCUUUUGUGUUAUGUUUGCACAGUUGUUGUCUCAAGUGAUUUAAAAUACUUAAAUAAAUCUAUUUUCUCAUGA